This is a messenger RNA of Zophobas morio, 1488 nucleotides long. RefSeq names its product splicing factor ESS-2 homolog (gene Es2). The coding region runs from base 38 to 1438 and encodes 466 amino acids. NCBI's taxonomy places the organism in Eukaryota, Metazoa, Arthropoda, Insecta, Coleoptera, Tenebrionidae. Gene Ontology annotation, cellular component: catalytic step 2 spliceosome. The record is from RefSeq and is a predicted model, not a curated record. The transcript is spliced from 3 exons.
ACAUGUUUUGACGUUUGAGCACAUAACCUCAAAAAAAAUGAGCCAAAAUAACGAGAAAUACGAGAAUACCCCCGGAAGACAAGCAAUGGCAGUGAUGAAAGACAUCAACAAGGAAAUCAUUUUCAAGAAACCGAUCGGAGCACCUCGAAAAAGGCACAAAGAAAAAGUCCUUGACGAAGAUACGUAUGUGGAGGAGAUUGGUAAAAUUAUCCAGAGAGACUUCUUUCCAGAUCUGGAGAAGCUCAAGGCCCAGAAUGAGUACUUGGAUGCCAUGGAACGAAACGACAUGACUAAAAUGAGGGAAUUGUAUAUGAAGUAUAGUGGGAACAGGCCCCCAACUCAGAGGAUCCCCAGCCCUGCAACAUUCGAAACCCCCGCAAACAUCCACAACUCUCAAGUCCGCGAAGAACCCCCCACCGAGCCAGCCGAAAAACCCGAACCCAAGGUGAGCCUAGACCAGUUCUUGAACGUCCACACCAGCGAAGACAACCGAAGUUUCUGCGAGAUCUUAGCCGAAUCCGAGAAGCGACACCAAGAAAAAUACUCCUACUUGUACAACGAAGAAGACAAAAGCGAAGAAGAUAGACUCUCCCAGUUGGCGUUGCCAUCCGUCGAGCAACAAGCAGCCCUCCCGGAGAAAAAACUCAACGUAGACACCUGGAGCUACAAGAACAAGAACUACAUCAUGUACAUUCCAGACGGAGUUCCUUUAACCCAAGAACAGGAAAUCGAGCUCAACAAGAAGAAACAGGAAGUCGUCCACGCCAACACCAGACUCACGAUUAACCCUUUCAACGAAAACCAGAGCAAAGAGGCUAUAAACGAGUUAGCGAAGACGCAGGCGAAAGUCUUGGACGGGAAGAUCGGCGUGGACGGAAAAGAGCUAAUGAAGAGCGACUCUCCGAAAAUUCGGGGGUUCGGGUUCAUUAAGACCCCGUCGCCCCACCCGGGGGUGACCGACACCCCGUUGAUGACGUGGGGCGAGAUCGAAGGCACCCCGUUCCGUCUGGACGGCAGCGACACCCCUCUGCCGCGCUCGCAAGGCCCGUCGUUCAAAAUGGCGGAGCCGCCCAGACGCGAGCAAUUGGCCUUAGCUCUGGCCGAGAAGGUGGGCGAGAAGAACAGAGACAGGAAGCAGAAAGCGAUCGACGCGGCGAGGAGGAGGUUCGCCACGCCGUCGCCUCGGGCUUUGAAUUCCGCGGAGCGGCUGGCGACGAUGUCGCCGGCGGCGAGGCGCCUGGCGACGUCGAAGUUGGGGUUAGGGACAGACUUGGGGCUGUCGUAUUCGCCGAGUCCGAGGGCGAAGACGCCGAGCACGCCCAAGAGGGUGGUAACUCCGAAGCUAAAUCUGGGGAUAAGGAAGGUGGACGAUAAUCUGACGGAUGAUCUGCUGAAGAUUAACGUACCCAAGAGACAAAAAGCGGCAGAUUUUUUUUAGAAAUGUAUAUAAUAUAGUGUGCAUAAGUUAAAAUAAAAAAUUUGAUUUGA